AGCAGCCGGAUUAGUACGUGUCUCCCCCUCGGGAAAGCCGCUAAUUACUUUCGAGUCCUCCUCCUCCUCCCCCAUGUGAGUCGAGUCGUCUCUUCCCUCUCCUCUCCUCUCAUCCUCGUCGCCGCACCCGGCUGCACCUACCGGAAGAAGAGAGGGCGCGCGCUGGUCCACCUCACCGCGCCCGGAGCCAGGUCGUCUCCGUCGUCGGCGGGCUCUUCGGCUGGGCGGAGAUGGUGCCAGCUCGCGGGAGCACGGCCACCUCCUUCUUCUUCGUUUUCUUCUUCCUGCUGGUCCUCGCUGCCUCCGCGUUGGACGACCGUGGCCAAGAGCGGGACAGAUCGGCGCUUCUCCAGCUCGGAGGCGCCGCCGCGCUGCUGGGGCGGUGGUCGCCGGGCUCUGGGGUCGCUGACCACUGCUCCUGGCCCGGGGUGACGUGCGAUGCAAGUCGCCGGGUCGUCGCCCUUGUGGCCGCGCCCCCUGCCUUGGCGCGCUCGGAGCCCGGGCGGGAGGUCGCUGGUGAGCUGUCAUCGGCGGUGGGGCUCCUCGCCGAGCUGAGAGAGCUCUCCUUUCCCUCGUGCGGCCUUCGCGGCGAGAUCCCUGCGGAGAUCUGGAGGUUAGAGAAGCUCGAGGUGGUCAACCUCGCGGGAAACUCUCUCCGGGGCGCCCUUCCGGCCUCCUUCCCGCCACGGAUGAGGGUGCUUAACCUCGCUUCCAACCUCCUGCAUGGUGAGAUUCAUGGCUCCCUCUCUGACUGCAAGAGCUUGGAGAGGUUGAAUCUUUCCGGCAACCGCCUCGCCGGGUCGGUCCCCGGAGCUCUUGGCAGCUUGACCAAGUUGAAGCAGCUUGACUUGUCGCGGAACCUUCUUACGGGGAGAAUUCCCUCAGGUUUGGGGAAUUGCAGGCAGCUCCGCUCCCUGCAGCUGUUCUCCAAUUUGCUGGACGGUUCGAUUCCACCUGAGAUUGGAAAUUUGAGGAAGUUGCAGGUUUUGGACAUAUCGAGUAACCGAUUGAGUGGUCUGAUCCCAACGGAACUAGGAAAUUGCUUGGAUUUGUCAGUACUCGUAUUGUCGAGCCAGUUUAAUGCUGUGAAUUCGUCUGAGCUCAAUACAUUUCAUGGAGGAAUUCCGGAAAGUGUGACAGCUUUGCCAAAGCUUCGGGUGCUGUGGGCGCCAAGGGCAGGUCUUGAAGGGAACAUUCCAAGCAAUUGGGGAAGGUGUUAUAGUUUGGAAAUGGUUAACCUUGGGGAAAACUUACUUUCUGGAGUGAUUCCCAGGGUGCUAGGGCAGUGCAGCAGCCUCAAGUUUCUCAAUCUCAGCUCGAAUAAAUUGUCCGGUUCUAUCGAUAACGGUCUUUGUCCGCAUUGUAUGACUGUUUUUGAUGUCAGCAGAAAUGAACUAUCCGGCACUAUUCCAGCAUGUGCUAACAAAGUUUGUGCUUCCCAGCUAUUGGAUGGCAUCCCAUCUCGUUAUCCAUCAGUCUUGAUGUCCAAAGCUUUAGCACAACUAUCAUUGGGGUAUUGCAACUCUGGAAAUUGUUGUGCCGUGUACCACAAUUUUGCAAACAACAAUCUUGGAGGCCAUCUUAUAUCAUUACCCUUUGGUGCAGACAGAUUUGGAAAUAAUACCUUGUAUGCUUUUCACGCUGAUUACAAUAGCUUCACAGGAUCUUUGCAUGAAAUUUUGCUGGAGCAGUGUACUAAUGUGAAGGGGCUGAUUGUCAGUUUCCGGGGCAACAAGAUAUCUGGUGGGCUUACAGAGGAAUUGAGUACAAAAUGCAGUGCCAUCAGAGCUUUGGAUCUUGCUGGUAAUCAAAUAUCAGGAGUGAUGCCUGCUAACAUUGGUUUGCUGGGUGCUGUUGUCAAGAUGGACAUUAGCAGGAAUUUACUGGAGGGUCGUAUUCCUGCCAGUUUCAAAGAUCUACAGAGUUUGAAAUUUCUCUCAUUAGCUGGGAAUAAUCUCAGUGGCACCAUUCCAUCCUGUUUGGGUAAGUUGAGAUCACUGGAGGUUUUGGAUCUCUCGUCUAAUUCCCUGUCUGGGAAGAUCCCAAGGAAUCUUGUGACACUGGGAGAUCUGAAAACGCUUUUGCUGAACAAUAAUAAGCUUUGUGGAAAUAUUCCUGAUGUUACCCCUUCAGCAUCACUAUCCAUUUUUGACAUUUCAUUCAAUAAAUUGUCUGGCCCAUUGCCUUUGAAUAUGCAGUCAUUGACAUGCAACAAUAUUCAAGGAAAUCCCUCCCUCCUGCCUUGUGGGUUGUCUACAUUCUCAAAUACAUUAAUGAAGGUCCGAGUACUGACGGAGGGAGAUGGUUCACCACCAGAUAGUACAAGUACUGAUAAUGGUGGUGGCUUCAGCAAAAUAGAGAUUGCCUCGAUUACAUCAGCAUCAGCUAUUGUCGCUGUUCUCUUGGCUCUGAUUAUCCUGUAUAUUUACACACGGAAAUGUGCAACAAGACAAUCAAGACGUUCACUCAGAAGGGAAGUGACUGUUUUUGUGGAUAUUGGUGCUCCAUUGACGUAUGAGACUGUUGUACGUGCUACUGGAAGUUUUAAUGCAAGCAAUUGUAUUGGAAGUGGUGGCUUUGGAGCAACAUACAAAGCUGAGAUUGCACCUGGAGUUCUGGUGGCGAUAAAAAGGCUUGCGAUUGGAAGGUUCCAGGGUAUUCAGCAGUUCCAAGCAGAGGUAAAAACCCUUGGGAGGUGCCGCCAUCCAAAUCUUGUAACACUCAUAGGGUACCAUCUCAGUGAUUCAGAGAUGUUUCUUAUAUAUAAUUUUCUGCCUGGUGGUAAUUUGGAAAGAUUCAUACAAGAAAGGACCAAGAGACCAAUUGAUUGGAGAAUGCUUCACAAAAUUGCUCUAGAUAUUGCACGGGCACUUGGAUUCCUUCAUGAUAGUUGCGUCCCUCGCAUUCUGCACCGGGACGUGAAACCAAGCAACAUUUUACUUGACAAUGAAUACAAUGCAUACCUGUCUGAUUUUGGAUUAGCAAGACUGCUUGGGAAUUCAGAAACACAUGCAACAACUGGUGUAGCAGGUACUUUUGGAUAUGUUGCUCCAGAGUAUGCAAUGACAUGCCGUGUUUCUGAUAAGGCAGAUGUGUACAGCUAUGGAGUCGUACUUCUUGAGCUUAUUUCAGACAAGAAGGCACUGGACCCUUCUUUUUCUCCAUAUGGGAAUGGGUUCAAUAUUGUUGCCUGGGCAUGCAUGCUUCUGCAGAAGGGUCGAGCCCGUGAGUUCUUCAUAGAAGGACUGUGGGAUGUGGCCCCACAUGAUGACUUAGUUGAGAUUCUUCACCUUGGUAUCAAGUGCACUGUUGACUCUCUUUCAUCUAGGCCCACAAUGAAGCAAGUUGUUCGACGACUAAAGGAACUCAGACCGCCUUCUUACUAGGAAUAGCAAUUCAAGGAUAAUCUAAUGUCUGCAAACUGAGAAAGGAAGCAAUGGGACAUCAGAGGGAUGAAGUCUGUGAUCUUGAUCAGAUGAUUUGCUACUAGAGCUUUGGAGGAUUCUAUGAUCACGACUGCCAAUGAUGUUCGAAACAAAUAAUGGACAAACUGGCCACAUGUCAGUACUCUCAAAUCGCAACGGAUCAAGUAGGACAUGCAUGGCAGUUGAACCCUUGUUGAUUACCUGGUUUUAAAUUACUGUUUGACUGACAGAUUGAAAGUUAGAAAGUAAGUAGUCUAGUAAAGUUACUCAGCAAAAGGGGACGUCUGAGGAAGUUGGGCUGCGCCUAGCAUGCCCUACAAGCAUAAUACUUCUUUUUCUUCUGAGAGGUACAAGGCAUGCAUAACAUAGUGAAGCUAACAGAAGAUAGGUUUGUGCGCUUUGCGAACUGCGAAGUGUGGCUUUGCGAACUGCGAAGUGUGGCUCUCAUUGGAAAUCAACUGUCAUGAUGCGGUGGGGCAAUGAAAUUUCUUGUUGGAAAUUCUGCAGGUAAAACUGUCCCCAGAGUUCUUUGUGUCAAUCUUUGAACUCUGGCAGAUUGACAAUCUGUAGAACAUUUGGCCACUGAGCUGAAUGAAGGAUCCUAUGUUAGCCCACUGUACUCAGCAGUACAGACUGAACAUCCUCCAGCCAGAGUGGCCAUUUGCAAACAAGUGCCCUCAUUGAUCUCA
Molecule: messenger RNA, 4114 nt
Organism: Oryza brachyantha (malo sina)
Lineage: Eukaryota; Viridiplantae; Streptophyta; Magnoliopsida; Poales; Poaceae
Product: LRR receptor-like serine/threonine-protein kinase RPK2
Exons: 4
Coding region: 231-3386 (1051 amino acids)
Biological process (GO): protein phosphorylation
Molecular function (GO): protein kinase activity; protein binding; ATP binding
Source: RefSeq, a predicted model, not a curated record